Paramuricea clavata is the source of this 279-nucleotide messenger RNA. The record is from the annotation of a GenBank genome assembly. NCBI's taxonomy places the organism in Eukaryota, Metazoa, Cnidaria, Anthozoa, Malacalcyonacea, Plexauridae.
GAAUCUGAUGGGGGUUCUGUUGACGAUAAUCCUUUGAACGAUUCAAAUGAAUGUGGUAUGAACCCAAGCUCUUCAGAGGAUCAUAUGGACGACGAUCCAGCAAUGGACGAGGAUAGUGGCGAAGAAGUUUGGAAUGAUCUUGUUCUCAAAGAUUUAUUAAAAGAUAUAGAAAUCCCAACACCUCUGCCUGCCAAAGUAGACAAUAAACACAUAGUACACUCGAUUCUAUUUUGGCUGUUAUACUUUCUCCUGAUAUUGGCAAACAUCCUGUCACAUUAG